GGGUCGGACGUGAUCGUCCAGGCGGCGGCGGGACGGGCUGGCCGGGCGGCAGCAGCAGUAGCAGCGCCGGAUCUGCCUGAGGGGACCCUCCCAGUCUGAUCUUAAAGGGACUGACUCGCCUGACUGCCCCUCAGCAGCCCCCCUGAGACUAGGGGGGCCCCUCCCCCUUACGGCCCCCAGGACUUCCUAGGACCCUCCCCUUACUGCCCCCGGCCUAGGGGCCGCCACCCUAUUGCUCCCCUCCCCCGGCGGCCUAAGCGGCGCCUCAUCUUGUUGCGCCUCUUAGCCCCACUCCCUGCCCCUUUCUUAUCGGGGGGCGGGGGUCUUCUCUCCUGCCCACGCUUUGGCGGCUGUUUGUGGGUCCCCUGGCUCCCUAGGGCCGUAUCCUCUCCCCCCCGGUCCCUUGGCCUCUAUUGUCCGGGGCACCUCAGCUGUCUCGCCUGAGAUUCCCCUCCCCCCCGCUUGUGUUUAAAGUUGCUCCCUCCCCUCCCUUGCAUCGGCUUCUGCGAGCUCGCCCCAGAGCUCUCCCGCUCUUCCCCUGUAACUUGGAUUUAAACCCCCGGGAGCUGCUCCUUUGCGAACCCCUCACCCUGCAGCCUGUCCCUCGGGUCGCUGUUUUCUCCUCUCCCCCCUCCCGUGUCCUGCUUGAUCCCUAGAUUCCCAGCUCCAACCCACCCAAACUAGAAGCAAAAGGCCGAGCUUUCGGCUGCCCCCGGCGUGUUGUUUGGCCCCUGUAUGCUCAGGCAGGAAUUCCUUCUUCUCCCACAGGUGGCGGGUUUUAGGGGUAGUGGACAAAGAGUUAAUUCGGGGCUGACUGGUCCCUGUUUGAACUCCCUUUGGAGCCUGCCAGGUGGCCAUCCGAGCCUGUUGCAACUGCUGCUUUUUUUAAUUUUAUUUUAUUCUUUUCUUUUAUACGUCAGUAGCAGUGGGCUAUGGAGAUCUUAGCUUGCUGAGGACUCACCCAUCUCCCCUCCCACCCCCUAAGGGGCGGUGAUAGCAGUUGAGAGGUGGAGAAGGAUGCCAAGAAAGCUUUUGUUGCCUUACAAAUCUGUUUUUUCUCACUUUCGAGCUCCAAGGGGUUUGCAUGAUUCCUUGGCAAUGAAUGCAGCCAAAAGUGGCUACCGGGUCUUCUCGGCGAAUUCCACAGCAGCCUGCACCGAGCUGGCAAAGACGAUCACAGAGCGUCUUGGUGUUGAGUUGGGAAAAUCUGCGGUGUACCAGGAAACCAAUGGAGAAACAAGAGUUGAAAUAAAAGAAUCUGUCCGGGGCCAAGAUAUCUUCAUUAUACAGACAAUACCCAGAGAUGUGAACACUGCUGUAAUGGAAUUGUUGAUAAUGGCUUAUGCACUGAAGACUUCCUGCGCCAGGAAUAUUAUUGGGGUCAUCCCUUACUUCCCCUAUAGCAAACAAAGCAAAAUGAGGAAGAGGGGCUCGAUAGUCUGCAAACUGCUAGCUUCUAUGCUGGCCAAAGCAGGUUUAACACACAUUAUCACUAUGGAUCUUCAUCAAAAGGAAAUCCAAGGCUUCUUCAGCUUUCCAGUAGACAACUUAAGGGCAUCCCCUUUCUUGCUUCAGUAUAUACAGGAAGAAAUUCCAGAUUACAGAAAUGCAGUUAUUGUGGCCAAAUCCCCUGAUGCAGCGAAAAGGGCUCAGUCUUAUGCCGAGAGACUGCGUCUGGGACUAGCAGUUAUCCAUGGAGAGGCUCAGUGUACGGAGCAGGACAUGGAUGACGGCCGCCACUCUCCCCCAACUGUCAAAAAUGCCACUGUGCACUCUGGCCUAGAGCUGCCCUUGAUGAUGGCCAAAGAGAAGCCACCAAUAACUGUAGUCGGAGAUGUUGGGGGAAGAAUCGCCAUCAUUGUGGAUGAUAUUAUUGAUGAUGUGGAAAGCUUUGUAGCAGCUGCAGAAAUCCUGAAAGAGCGUGGUGCUUACAAGAUUUUUGUGAUGGCCACUCAUGGACUCUUAUCUGCAGAUGCUCCCCGUCUAAUUGAGGAAUCUGCAGUCGAUGAGGUGGUGGUGACCAACACAGUUCCACAUGAAGUUCAGAAGCUGCAGUGCCCCAAGAUAAAGACUGUGGAUAUCAGUUUGAUCCUCUCUGAAGCCAUCCGAAGAAUCCACAAUGGGGAGUCCAUGGCUUAUCUCUUCCGCAACAUCACCGUGGAUGACUAGAUUGCAAUGUUGCCCUUGUCCUGGGUUUCCUGAAGAGAUGGGAGAAGGAAACGUGCAUGAAAACGCAAUGCCAUAAAUUAUAGACACAACACAACUGUUUCUUCUGCUAGGGGGAGGGUGUAGGAUGUUUAAGGACUGAAGCCAUGAGAUUGAAUAGCAAAAGUAAAAUUGAACAGCCCUGAUACCUGCAGCCUCUUCUGUUCACCUUGCAGGAAGGAUUACAUUUUAGUUCUGAUCAGGAAAUAGAGAGGUUUUGAAUUGUAAGUAAAAGUUGCCUGAAAGCUAUUUAGUGUCUGCUUCUCGCCCUUUAAAACAAAGCUGUAGUCUCAUGAGAGGGGGAAUCUGGAAGUCUUGUUGCUACACAUGGACUGAUGAAGUAAAGAUGGUCAUGCUAUUUCUAGUUUAUGGAUUGACUAUAGAAUACAGAAGGGAACACUUCAUUUAAGCUGUCUGGGCAGGUAGGGUGCUGCCUGUAGUGUUGAUGUGCAGAAAACCCCCGUGCCAACUUUUGUAACCUUUUCUAAUUUCAUUUAUUCAGCAUAGGUUUAUUUUUAUGAAAUUAUUGGCUGUAAGUAUAUUCAACAGUGGCAGCCUAGAAUGACCCAGUGGCAGUUAAAUCCUUAAAUUAGAUUUGUCGGUGUUUAUAACAACUUAAAUAUAUUUAUCUUAGCAGGAGUGGGAACAUAGUAGUAGAAUAUGUCAACCUUUAUCUCUCGAGCCUUGGAUUCUUGUCACAACUCCGUGGCAAGUAAUGUGAGUUUGAUCCCUUUUGGAACACUUGUCUACAUUGUCUAAAUUAAGCACAAUUUGUGAUUUUUGACUGUUGGCUCAGAAGUUGCCUAGGUUUGAUAUAUCCUGGCAGAAUUAUAUGGGGAAACUUUGCACAUCUGCCUCAGAGAUGGCUAUACUUUCUGAAACUCUAAUGAUCAAGCAGCUAAAAAGCAUAGGAUGUUUAUUUUGGACCUUUUCCCUGUGGACAGCUGCCAUUUUGGUCUGUUGUUGUAAAUAGGUUAAAUACAUUGACGGGGCAGCCCUGUAAAGUAAAGAAAAUGUAGAUGCUUUAAACCUGUUUUCUGAAACACCCAUUGAAUUCCUGCCUCUAGACAGAGAGGCCUUGUUGCUUGCUCCUUUUACAAGUGACACUCAACCUUGGCUCUUGGCAAGGAGUAUAUGGCUGGGAAAGCAAUCCUAGUUAAUUGUGAUGAGUUUUGCUGGGCUAUAAUAAGAUCCAAGGGCAUAUUUCAAAAACAU
This is a messenger RNA of Chelonoidis abingdonii (Abingdon island giant tortoise), 3420 nucleotides long. It is a transcript of the gene PRPSAP1, whose product is annotated as phosphoribosyl pyrophosphate synthetase associated protein 1. Gene Ontology annotation, biological process: purine nucleotide biosynthetic process; 5-phosphoribose 1-diphosphate biosynthetic process. Gene Ontology annotation, molecular function: ribose phosphate diphosphokinase activity; magnesium ion binding; ATP binding. NCBI's taxonomy places the organism in Eukaryota, Metazoa, Chordata, Testudines, Testudinidae. The record is from RefSeq and is a predicted model, not a curated record. Gene Ontology annotation, cellular component: ribose phosphate diphosphokinase complex; cytoplasm.